CACCGCCGCGCCGCUCGCCGUGCUGGCGCACCAUAAGGGAGUGAACCCGGCCACAACAUAUUUGGCGGCGGAGCGCGCAGCUGAAAACCUAGUGGGCGCGCUACAGGCGGCGGGCGAAGCCUCCGAGGGGGCGGAGCCCGAGACGGCGGGGACGGAGCGAGCCCGCGCCGCCGCCGCCGCGCACGCCGCCGUGCAACUUGCCGCCGACAUGCCGGCUUUGACCGACAUGCUGCUGGACCUGCACCACGCGUGGGACAGCGGCGCACGGCGCCUCACGCGGCAACCGGCGCUGGCGCACCACGCACACGGAUCAUCUACAGCGGCGUGGCCCUCGACCAGUACCAGUGGGCCCGGAGGGCCCGGGGGGCCAGCUGGGGGCCGCAGCGCAACAGGCGCCGGGGUAUGGCGCCGCGUGCGCCUUAAGCUGGAGGGACGCGAGCGCGAUGCGGCGCGCCGCGCCAUGCCGCAAGAACAGGUGGAGUACAUAAUAUCGGAAGCGAUCAGCGCAGAGAACCUGUGCCUGAUGUACGAGGGCUGGAUGGCGUGGGUAUGAAGCGCCCGCGGGACCCUCCUGAGGGACCGGACCCACACGACGCCCCGCCCAUGGCGCGCGGCGAGCAGCGCCCGGCGCUCGACGACUCGGCCUGCUGACGGUUUAGAUUACUUCUCGAUCGAUGUGUCUCUUUGUUUAAAUUCGAAGACGCACGUCCGUCUUCGCAGUGGAGGCCCGACGCGAGCACCCGCGGGCCGCAGACACGAUCGGGACUGCCGCGGACGAAACGCGCCGCGGCAGGCCGGCCAGCUUCACGAUCCCAGUCGUCAAGGACGACGACACCCGGACGCGUCGACUCGUUAGAUUCGUCGAUGUCGACGAAAGUCGACGGUAGUGGCGGUCAUCGAUUAAUAUAUUUCGUGCAUGUUCUGAACCGACUCCGCUUCGCAUCGAGGCGCCCGACCGAGUCCGAGAUCAGUGUUUCGCUGUAAGUUUCGAUUCCCAUAACGUCAAUAGCAGUAAGUGCCCCCGACCGGCACCCUAGAUUAGUCAGUUCGGUGUUGACGGAGCACCGAACCCGUCGCUCUCUCGAACAGCGUUCGCGCCGCGAACGUUCGUCCCGCCCACCUCGGACGAUAGCGUAAUCGCAUAAACGUAUUUUAUAGUAGUCGUAUUGUAUUUUAGUUCGAACUCGUUCGCUGUGAAUUUUUUGUCACCAUCUAUUGACACUGACGAUCGCUGAAAAUGACGAUUCUUAGUUCUGAUUUUAGAAGAUCUUUUACCAGGUGUUUGUACGAGGAUAACAUGCAAAGAAUUUGCAGAAAAUAAGUUCUUUUCCAUUAUUAUGUAUCACAUAUUUACCCGCAUAACCCUAUCGUAUGAAUGUAGUGUGUGUGAGCCGAAUUGUCUAUCCCAUCGCUUCGUAAGAUUGUGACGGUGAACGUGUCCUUUGUCCACUUGACUUCAAGCGAUCGCAUCUAGCUUGCUAACCUAUAACAGGAUACUUUCACCGAGAAUGUUUGUAUGUAUCGCUUCAUUUUAAUAGUAAUAAAUGGUGUAUGUCAAA
Molecule: messenger RNA, 1559 nt
Organism: Ostrinia furnacalis (Asian corn borer)
Lineage: Eukaryota; Metazoa; Arthropoda; Insecta; Lepidoptera; Crambidae
Product: serine/threonine-protein kinase Smg1-like
Exons: 5
Coding region: 209-553 (114 amino acids)
Cellular component (GO): nucleus
Molecular function (GO): protein serine/threonine kinase activity; protein binding
Source: RefSeq, a predicted model, not a curated record